Aphanomyces astaci is the source of this 1011-nucleotide messenger RNA. RefSeq lists its product as hypothetical. The record is from RefSeq and is a predicted model, not a curated record. The transcript has 2 exons. Lineage: Eukaryota; Oomycota; Saprolegniomycetes; Saprolegniales; Verrucalvaceae. The coding region runs from base 1 to 1011 and encodes 336 amino acids.
AUGGCAAGCAACCGACGCAUCUGGGUUACUCUGGUUGAUGGCAAAGGUGUCCAGCUGAUGUCGCCAGGCAAAGUGAACGUCUCCCCCGACAGCGACGUCGACGAUGUCACAGACACUGUGAAGGCCAUGUACAGCGGCGGCGCCUUGGAGAGAAUCGCUCCAACUGACCUUUCUGUCUACGCCGACCAGGCCGCGUUUGCCCGCAAUGAUGUUCCUCUUGCUGCUGAUACAAUGGUUGAAGGUUAUGACGAACAUUUGGCAAAUCCCAUCUUGGUGGUUGCUCCGUUCACAUCAAACAAGCGCCAACGCGACGAGGACGUCGAAACACACGAAGCUAUGGAAAGCCCUGUAUCAGUGUUCAGCAACAAGGCUUGGCGAGAGUUCGUCUCAACUGUGAAGCUAAAGUUCUCUGACUCCAAUUUCUUUAAUGCGCAUUGCACCGCUCCCAUCAAUCCAGUCGACAGUAUCGAGGACCUUGCAAUCGCUGAAUCCUUUGAGGACUGUAUCACCACGUUCACGAAUCCGAUUACGAAGGUCCAGGUGGGGUGCUUGCCGCACUGUUUGCGACGAUCCACUCUGAUUUUGAACCACAAUGUUUACAUCCGGCCGUUCACUGUCGCGAUGCUCAAAGCAAUGACCGCAUGCAAGCAACCCCGCAUUGCUGUGGUUGGUAAGGCUGGCAUUGGCAAGUCGUACAUGCAGCUUGUGAUCCUCUUGUGGUGGGCGCGUCCAGAGCUACGUCCAGUGGCCGAAAACGUCGACAAUGGGGCCGCUUUGGACAAGUUUUUGGAUGACAUUGAAGCAAUCGCUCGCGUUGAGCGGGAAUCUUGGACGGAUUUGUAUUUUCACCACGAACAACUUCAUUACGGCGUCGAGACGUUGCCUCUAUCUUCGUUACGUCGAUUGGAUUCCACGUCGACCUUGCUCCUCUACGAGCCGUGUGUUUCGAAGGAUGCGAUCCAGCUCAGGGCAUCACGAGAGGUCACGUGUGGGCUACAGAGUCGCCAUUGA